Molecule: messenger RNA, 2043 nt
Organism: Phaeodactylum tricornutum CCAP 1055/1
Lineage: Eukaryota; Bacillariophyta; Bacillariophyceae; Surirellales; Neidiaceae
Exons: 1
Coding region: 1-2043 (680 amino acids)
Source: RefSeq, a predicted model, not a curated record
AUGGCAAAGCCAAACGAGGAACGGAUCUACAUUGGUGGAUUGGAUCCUGCUCGAUUGACCGUCCGAGAAACAAUCGAACGUCUGCAAUCGUCGUUGCUAACUGUCAACGACCCCAACGACGUCGGAGCCGCCUUCGGAAUACGUGACCUCCACGAAGGGCCAUCGUACGUGCAAUUUACGGCAGUCCCGAUCCAUAACAAUCCCAGCGACGGUAUUCCCGCGCAACGUACGCCACUUGAAGCCGUCGCUAAACUUCUUCACAACGUCAAAUGGAAGGGCUGCAAACUGAAAGUACAAGCGGCCCGGCCCCAUUUCUUGCACCGACUGACGGAGGAAAUUCGAGUACGACAGAUACAACAGGAAAACCAAGCUUCGCUUACCGCAGACGCGACAAUACCACCGUCAGCAUCGUCAACACCAGUAUCACCGCGACCCGAGUCUACUCUCCCGCGACAUUUGAAAAUACGGCGCGGCUACGGCGAAGAGUCCUGGAAAGUGGAUACCAAACCCGUCGACGUGACGAAUUGGAGAGACUUUUACAAACAGACUGCUCGACUCGCACGUAAACGAAACCACGUUGAUCCUACAGUGGACGCCAAAAAAGCCGUUUCGGCUUCGCGCAAGGCACACUGGAACAGAGCCGUGCGUCUGCGCUUUGACCAGUCCGUCGCCGUGCCUACGAGACCUCCAACGGUGGAGGUUGGACGGACGCAUCUUCAAGCUGACAAAGACGUGGAAAGUGACCAAGAGAGCUCUUCGUCGGAAUCCUCCCGUACAAGUGACCAACCCCACGGUUCCUACGUAUGGUCGGACGACGAAAGCUCGUUGGACGAUGAGAAUCUUGACGUACGAGCCCAUUCGGAAAAGGAGUCGAGAACAGAGCAACAUGCACAAUCAGCCUCCAAACCAUUGUCCGCAAACACUUACGUUUGGUCGAGUGACGAUUCCUCGGAAAAUUCCCAGUCGCCUCCGGCACGAAUAAAAUCGACAACCAACAGCUUCAACGAUGUUCUUCACGUCAUGGCCGUGGACGAAUUUGCCGCCGGACUCGAUGCACAGCGUACGACGAGCAGUGAUGAUGGUGACAACGAUAUCGAAAUCAAUGGCGACGCCACCGACUCAUUCGUGCCGACAGCCGGAACCGCAUGCGCUGACGAAGACACCACCGACCUGAAAGACGAUAUCCAGUCGAAUCUCAAUGUACUGGCCUCCAUUUUUCCAAGCUUUCGACAAGUGCACCAAUCACAUCCUGUACAAGAAACACCAACAGACAACAAGCCAAAUAAGGCAUCGACGGGGUGGCAAUCGGGUCAAAUGCUUCGGUACGAUCCAACCAAACCAUCUGCCCAACAGUUCCUGAUGGAUAAGGGAACCACCGGGAAUGACGGGCAAGAUCAAACGGAAGAAGAUGACUCUUCCAACAGCACAACGAAGGAAGACGGCAACAUCUCAGCGGACGAAAAGCAAGAGCAGCCGGAGAUAAUGGGAAAACCCACCGCAGAAGGUCUCGCUACGGACGUGUACGAGCAGGGCAAACUCGAGCAAGUCUUUCGGGAAGCGCGGGAAACGGACAGAACACCCAUUGUAGUACAGACAGAAACCGAGCCCGGGCUUUCGCAGGAGAGGGGUUUUGCGUUUUCGUUUGCGCUCGCCAACUUACCAAAGGCAGAAGUUACGCCAGAUCCAGAUCCAGGCUUUUCGUUUGGGUUUUCCGUGCCAAAUCCAUCUAUGGCGGAACGAGGCGCCGGCGAGAAGCCAACGGGAAGUCCGCAUCGUUUGCUAGUCGAGGAAAGUGCGUUGCAAAGAGAGAACUCUGUAAAACGACGGCAUCGUGGAUUGACGUUUCCGCCCGAAGUUAUUGACGAAUACGUGUCUCGAUUUUACCACAUGGAUGACGGAGCUCGCAUAUUGCAAGACCCCGAGGGCUAUCGCAACGACGAACGUGUCAAGGAGGAAUGGAACAAGGAACGGAAAGCUCUGACGCUGGACUGGAAACGCAAGCACAAGUAUGCACAGUCGAAAAAGAAGAAUCGGAUGCGGUAG